AUGGCGGGGGCCGGGGACAAGGUGGACUACGUCUUCAAGGUGGUGUUGAUCGGCGACUCGGCGGUGGGCAAGUCGCAGAUCCUCGCCCGCUUCGCCCGCAACGAGUUCAGCCUCGACUCCAAGGCCACCAUCGGCGUCGAGUUCCAGACCCGCACCCUCGUCAUCGACCACAGGAGCGUCAAGGCCCAGAUCUGGGACACCGCCGGUCAGGAGAGGUACAGAGCUGUGACAAGCGCUUAUUACAGAGGUGCACUGGGAGCUUUGCUGGUCUAUGACAUCACUAGACGCCAGAGCUUUGAUCAUAUACCCCGCUGGCUUGAUGAACUCCGAGCCCAUGCUGACAAGAACAUUGUGAUAAUGCUGGUUGGCAACAAGAGUGAUCUCGAGGAGCAGCGAGCCGUGAGCACUGAAGAUGCCAAGGAGUUUGCCGAGAAGGAGAAUCUCUUCUUCCUGGAGACCUCUGCGCUCCAGGCAACAAACGUAGAGAGUGCUUUUCAAACUGUCUUGACAGAGAUCUUCAAAAUUCACAGCAAGAAGAACAUGGUGUCGGAGCCAAAGAGCAAUGGAGCUGCCCCAGCAAUGCCAGGGACGAAGGUCUUUGUCCCAGGUCCGGCCCAGGAAAUCCCAAAGAGCAAGUGCUGCAGUUCCAUGUGA
Molecule: messenger RNA, 654 nt
Organism: Miscanthus lutarioriparius
Lineage: Eukaryota; Viridiplantae; Streptophyta; Magnoliopsida; Poales; Poaceae
Source: the annotation of a GenBank genome assembly